AUGAAAUCUUCCAAAUAAGAAGAGGAUGAUUAAGAAUUUUAUUAGAAUUUUCUAAAUCUUCUUAAUGAUACCAAAUAAUCGUAAAAAAGGAAUCAUGUUACAUUUGUUAUUCCAAAUCAGAAUAAUUUGUAUAAAUUGCAUACUUAUUUUUUAAAAGUAAAAACAAUCAGGAGCACCAGAAGUUUACAUAAAAAAUGAAGUAAAGUUAGUAAAUACUUACAAGGAAGUUAGAUAAACAAAAAGAAUCCCUUAAUGAAUUACAUUAAGAGCAAGAUAGUUAGAAUUAAUAAAAUUAGUAAGCACUUUUUCCUUUUUCUCCCCCUUUCCUAUUCAAUAGUAAAUAAAAGCCACCUUCAAGUAGAGGCAAAAUUAGUUUAGAUUUUUAAAUAUAGCAAUAGAACCAACCUAAUUUUAUAAAAAAAUAAGAAGUUUAGUAAGACUUCACUAAGAUAAAUAAGCUUUCAUUGGAGAUUUGCAGUGCAUGCCUUUUACCAAAGUAGGCAGAUCAUCAGUGUAAUGAUGAAUAUGGAUUAAUUUCAUGCCCAUAUUGUGGUGAUCACAUAGUUCGAAAUUUUCUGAAUGACCAUCUAGUUGACUGUAUUCCUUACAUAGAAAAUUAAUUCAAGAAUUUAGAAACUAUAGACGAAUGCAGUAUAUGCACUUUAGAAUUAACAACAGAUUUGUCGACUUUACAUUGCACUCAUACAUUUCACAAAUCUUGUAUUGAUGCUUGGAAGAUGAAGACUUAAGAAUGUCCUGUUUGUAGAAAACCAAUUUGAUAAGACUUAAUUUUUUUUAUUUUCGAAUUGGUUGAUAU
Paramecium octaurelia is the source of this 817-nucleotide messenger RNA. The record is from the annotation of a GenBank genome assembly. Lineage: Eukaryota; Ciliophora; Oligohymenophorea; Peniculida; Parameciidae.